Molecule: messenger RNA, 1081 nt
Organism: Drosophila yakuba
Lineage: Eukaryota; Metazoa; Arthropoda; Insecta; Diptera; Drosophilidae
Exons: 2
Coding region: 79-906 (275 amino acids)
Source: RefSeq, a predicted model, not a curated record
AAUUUUCCAUUUUGUUCUGUGUCAUUUCAAAUUACAAAAUUACUCGUUUUCCGGCUCUUAAAUUCGUUGUCCUUCAAAAUGUCCGCUCCGGAGACCAGUUGCAGGCGGUGGAUACAAAAAAAUUUUGUUCCCGGUCCAUGCAGGAAAUGCUUUGAGUCCAGCUGCGGACCAUGCAUCGACUACAGGGUAUCAACGCCUACAGCAGCAGACGUGGCUCAACUUCCGGUGGAUGGGGUUAAAGCGGUCAUCGAACCGGACGGACCUGUGCGUCAGGAGAUCAACAUCCGGGCGGAGUGCAGCAAGGGACGUCCGCUUCUCGAAUCCGACAAGGAUAAGCUGCGAUGCUGCACCAUGUGCGUGGCCCAGGAGCAGAAUCUGCACCCCAAUCUCUGCUCGGCGCAGUGCCGGCCACUUAAAACCUAUUUGCACCUGAAUGAGUGGACCAAGCGACCCCUGCCCAAGCCCACAUACAAACAUUCCAUUGUCCUGGACAAUAACACCAUCGUAGGUCGCUGCUUUCCCAUGAAAUUCCAGCUGAGACGCAUGAAAAAGAAUUGCCUGGACUGCGGAAAUGAACUCUACUACCGGUAUCCCAUCACCAACAACAGCGACCUGCUGCUGAUCAAGAACUGCUGCGAAGUGGAGGUCUAUCCCGCCAAGAAGGUGGACAACAUGAACAACGUGCGGGUGACCAAGAUAUCGGGCGUCAAGAAGUUCGCCAACAGUGUGCUGAAGGAGCACUCCGAGUGCCGGCUGUUCACUCUGGCCAGUCAAAUGGCGAAGGAGAAGCCAUCUUUAAUGUUCACUGCUAGGGGGAGUACCAGAAAGAGCCGGAAGAGCACGAAGAGCCGGAAGAGCAGCAGAAAGAGUUCCUUGGGCGGCAAGACAAAGAAGGGUUCAAACUGAGAGCAAAAGCAACGAAGACUGACCAAGCACAUGCGAUCUGAAUAACACCGAAAUCAAUCAGCAUGAGUUUGAAUAUAGCUCGAACACUCACUCAUAAAUACAUAUUUACAGAAUGGGAAAAUUAGAAAUAAAUAAACAAGCACACAAGCUUGAGUGAAAGCUCAGCUUCAAAACA